CAGGGGGAUUCACUGCACCCUCACGAUACUUACUUAAGUACUCUUCCCUCCUUCCCGUCGUGAGUGCGCGGGAUAUCGCGUCGUGAUAUAAGCAGCCUUUCCGUCUUCACUUGGUCGCUGGGAUGGAGUCCGGCCUGUUAGAGUCACGACAGACACUGCCACCGUUCGACGAUAACUACUACUACACGAUCCACGCCAAAGUGUAUCCCAAACGAUUCCUUACCAGCGGGAUAAACCGACCAGGAGACAUCAACGUCACAGAAGAAGGGUUGUCUUCGGGAAACUGGCAGUUCUACUUCCAGGGCGGCCGAUUCUUCAUCCGCAACUACGACUACCUUUCACCAUGGCAACUCGGCAUAGACAUCAACGACCGAUCCGUCCCGCGGAUGAUGCGAUCGUCCGGGUCGCUGGGACAGCAGUGGACGCUGACGAGGCAAGGUGACGAUGGGUGGCUCUGGACGAACGGGCUGUUGGGAAACGAAAGUUACCUGGCACUGAGCGAAUUGAACACAGUCCCGGGCAUGCAGACGAGCAAGGAGAAUGCGCUUUGGGAUAUCCAAGUGAAUCCAUCGGCAGAGAGGCCCAAGGACGGGGGCAUGUUCACCGAUGUGCCGAACUUCGAGGUCGCCACUACGAGUACGUCGUCAUCGAUGUCCAGUACAAGUCUAACCUCUGCAUCGACAUCGCCAACGCAAAGUCUCGGUAAUCCAAACGAUAAUAAUCCUGGGGGAAAGAGCGCAAACGGCAUCUCGACUCCUGCCAUAGCAGGCAUCGCUAUCGGCGGAGUUGGGUUCAUCGUGAUUUGCGCUGCGCUCGUUUUCUUCCUCUGCAGAGGGAGAAGAAGAAAAGGAGAAGAUAAAGGAAAGGGGAAGGGAAAACGACCCGUCGUUCCUGAGAAGGUCGACAAUGAAUAUUACAGACAUGAGGCUCCGGCGCGCGUUGAGCUCUCUUCGGAGGCGACACUGGCCGAGAUGGAGGCCUCCCGGGAGCCUGUUGAGUUGCUGCCGUCUCCUGUCAAGGGUCGUCAAUGAGAAGAUGGAAACAUAAACUUUCUGUAAGGCUGUUUUGGGACACUGCAAGCCAUCUUUAGGGCACGAAGCGUUUGAUAUCCUU
Molecule: messenger RNA, 1113 nt
Organism: Aaosphaeria arxii CBS 175.79
Lineage: Eukaryota; Fungi; Ascomycota; Dothideomycetes; Pleosporales
Exons: 2
Coding region: 123-1031 (302 amino acids)
Source: RefSeq, a predicted model, not a curated record